UCUUUUAAACAAGUGAGUGAGAGGGAGCUUCAGACCCAUGACGAUUAAAACCCACACAAACACACAUUCACACACACACGUUCACACUCACACCCACUCGGGUCGACCUGCCACUACCAUAAUACCUUAAUUUGAGGAAAUCAAUGCUUCUUUUUUGACGAUGGAAACCACAGUGUGUGUAUCAUCUGGUGCCUCUCCCUUGUGAACACACGCAAGGACACGAUUUUUCCGAGAUUAUUUUUAUAGAACAAACCCAGGUGCUUUUAAAAUGAUGUCAGGGAUGUCGGAGGUAAAGAAGAAGUGGGCAGCAGUUAGGGGGCGCCUGGGCUCAUCGCAGGACUCAGACACCCAACAGGAAGCCAACUUGGAAAAUGCUGAUCCCGAGCUCUGUAUCAGACUACUCCAGGUUCCCACUGUGGUCAACUAUUCUGGCCUGAAGCGGCGCCUGGACGGAAGCGACCGGACAUGGAUGGUCCAAUUCCUGGAGCUGAGUGGGCUGGAUCUCCUUUUGGAGGCCCUGGACCGCCUUUCGGGCCGAGGUUGCUCCCGUAUAUCAGAUGCCCUCCUUCAGCUCACCUGCGUCAACUGCGUCCGUGCUGUCAUGAACUCUUCAGCCGGGAUCCACUUCAUCAUUGAGAAUGAGGGAUACAUCCGGAAGCUCUCCCAAGCCUUGGACACCUCCAACACGAUGGUGAAGAAGCAGGUGUUUGAGCUACUUGCAGCCCUCAGCAUGUUCUCAACAGAUGGUCAUCACCUUGCUCUGGAUGCUCUGGACCACUACAAGGGUGUGAAGACGCAUCAUUAUCGCUUCAGCGUGAUCAUGAACGAGCUUCAGGCCACCGACAACGUUCCUUACAUGGUCACGCUCCUCAGUGUCAUCAACGCCCUCAUUUUCGGCUCCGACGACCUGAGGCAGAGAGAUAAGAUGAGAAAGGAGUUUAUCGGGCUUCAGGUUCUUGAUAUUCUACCAAAAUUAAGAGAACAGGAGGAUGAAGACUUGAUUAUUCAAUGUGAAGCUUUUGAAGAGGCAAUGGCUGAAGAUGAGGAGGAGCUCUUGCGACUGUACGGCGGGAUUGAUAUGAGUAAUCACCUGGAGGUAUUCACAACUCUCUUCAACAAGGUGAGCAGCUCCCCCGCUUCACUGCAGCUGCUGUCCAUCCUGCAGACGCUGCUCCUGCUGGGGCCAAGCCGUUCGGAUAUCUGGCUGGCUCUCGAGGCCAUCACUAACCGAGCCAUACUGUUGGCCCAGGACUCUCAGAUAGGGUCAUUUGAGAAGAUCAUGGAACGUCUGGUGUUUUUCAAGACCAAGUCGUCUGAGGGCGAUCAAGAAUUGGAUGGCCAGCCUGCCAGAGUGGACAAGGCUUCGCAGACUAGUCAGAAAGAGCAAAACCAGCUGGAGAAAUGCUCAGCAUCACCUCAGAAGCCACUCUUUGCCUCUCCCCCUCCACCACCACCACCACCACUUCCUCCCAAUAUGACAGGGCCCCAAGGUCCUGUUCAGUGCCCACCUCCUCCACCUCCCCCACCUCCACUCCCUGGUGGAUUUGGUGGACCUCCACCACCGCCUCCUUUACCUGGAAUGAGACUUCCACCACCACCACCGCCACUACCUUCUGGUCCUGGCAUGGCCCCCCCACCGCCUCCACCCCCUCUGCCAGGUAUGAACAGUGGACCGCCGCCGCCACCCGCCUUACCUGGCGUGCCACCUCCACCUCCCCCACCGGGCAUGAUCGUGGCUCAGAGCAGUUAUGCCCUGGGGUGCGCCACACCCGCAAAGGUGAACCGAUGUCCUACUCUGAGGAUGAAAAAGCUCAACUGGCAGAAACUGAGGUCUGUUACUGAUGGUCCCUCCAUGUGGGCUUCAGUUCAGAAAGAGACUUCUCCUCAUGAGCCGGACUAUAGCAGUAUUGAGCAGCUGUUCUGUCUCCCGGUGACCGAGCACAAAGACAAGGGGGCAGCUGCUCCUGUCAAGAAGGAGCCGAAAGAGAUUUCUUUCAUUGAUCCCAAGAAAAACCUGAAUAUUAACAUAUUCCUGAAGCAGUUCAAAUGCUCAAACGAGGACUUUGUGAUGAUGAUUCAGAAAGGUGACAGAACCAGGUUUGAUGUGGAGGUGCUAAAACAGCUCCUGAAGCUUCUGCCAGAGAAGCAUGAGAUUGAAAACUUGAAGUCCUUCCAAGGAGAAAAGGAAAAGCUGGCAAAUGUUGACCGUUUCUUCACAUUGCUCCUCACUGUCGAAUGUUAUCAGCUGAGGAUUGAGUGCAUGUUAUUGUGCGAGGAGACGACAUCAGUGUUGGACAUGCUCCAGCCGAAAGUCAAGCUGCUGGAGGAGGCCUGUGACUCUCUCAGGACAAGCACGCUCAUUCCUUCUUUCUGCAAGCUCAUCCUUGACGUGGGGAAUUUUCUCAAUUAUGGAAGCCAUACAGGAAAUGCCGAGGGAUUCAAAAUCAGCUCUCUUCUCAAACUCACGGAGACGAAAGCCAACAAGAGCCGCAUCACGCUGCUCCAUCACAUCUUGGAGGAAGCAGAAGAAAACCACCCGGAACUGUUGGCAUUGCCAGAGGACAUUGAAAUCUGCCAAAAGGCUGCAGGAAUGAAUGUGGUUUCUGUCCAAUCCGAAGCCAACAACUUACUCAAAAGACUGAAUGAGGCGUCAAAGAAAGUCUCCAACUCUGUUGAAGAUGUGAAGGAGCAAUAUGCAAAGCUUCUUGAGGAAAAUCUGGAGGCAUGUCGAGCUUUGACUGAAAGAUUUGCGGACAUUGACAAGAAGAGGAGUGACCUCGCCGUCUACUUUUGUGAAGAUGCCAAUAAACUGUCGCUAGAAGAGCUUUUCGGAACAAUCAAGACUUUCCGGGAACUUUUCAUCAAGGCGCUGAAGGACAAUAAGACCAGGAAAGAGCAGGCAGCCAAAGCUGAGAAGAGAAAGAAGCAGCUGGCAGAGGAAGAGUCCAAGAGACAGAAGGGAGAGAAUGGAAAAAUAAUCAAGAAAGGCUAUGUGCCGCAGGACGACGGCUGCAUAAUCGACCACCUGCUUGCAGACAUCAGGAAGGGUUUCACCCUAAGAAAGACCAGGCCAAGGUGCGAUUCGGAAAGCCUCCCUCGUAGUGAAAAGAGUAGGGAUACCUGCCCACCCGGGUCAAGUGUGAAUUCUGCAGGCGAAAAAUCCGCAGAAGUGGCCUCUUCCGCUUCCGCUCCCACCACGCUUCCAGCAGAAGCUCACCGAGCCAGCACCCGCGAGGUGAACGGCUUCAUCAGCUCACCGGACGAGACUCCUUCGACGCCUCAGGAUGCGGUGCAAGCGGCAGCCUCACCCCAACCAACUCCAGGGGAAUCGGCCUCGAUUGCGCCGGCGCCCCAGGAAAGGCCGACAUCGCAACAGGAGGAGCAUACCGCAACAGCACCCCAAACUAACCUCGAGGUGGAACCCCAGCCAUGUCACUGCACAGAUGGUCUUUCUGUAGAUUCACCUGAAACCAGUGCGCUCAGCCCAUCCUCGCUAUCAGACUGCGACCCGAUAGAGGCUGUGGCGGAUGAAGCUUCGAGCCCGCUACCUGAGAAGUUAACAGCCAAGGAGCCGGCAGACAUUAGUGUGAAUGUUCAACUGGCCGAAAACACUGACGCUAGUGAAAGGAAUCCAAAGGCAGAAGAGGACAGUCAAAUUACGAAUAAGAUUUGUUUACAAGAGGCUGAAGGACAAGCGGCAGGUCGAGAUUUGUGUGCUGUGAAAUCAUCUGGGCAGGACGUGGUCGUGAGCUGCACGCACGCAGACCCCAAAUGCACCAAGACUCAUAUGGAGAGCAUCUUGGUGAGCGACGGCCAAGUUGGAGUCGAAUCUGAAGAUGCGCCGUCAGUGUCUGAAGAUAUAACUUCCUCGGCAAACCCCGAACCAAAGAAACAGCCAAGCUUCUUUAAGCGCAACAAAAAGAAGAAUCCAGGUAAAGUAUCUACCUUAAAUAAAACGCUUUGGAAUGCCAGCCUUGUGAAAUGUCUUCAAGGAAGAUUUUUUUGCUUUAUUUUUAUUGCACUCUGCUUUCUAUAUGAUUUUAGUACUUCAUUGUGAGAAUUUACCAAUCUGUGCCUCUCUUAAUUAAAGACAACGGAUGCAGAUUUUGAUUUGAAGUCUUAAUGCUUGUUUGCCAAUGGACAGUUUGUUUGAAUGCUGUUUUCCGUUCUUACUCUCUAAAACACAAGGUAACAGUGGGAAAGGACACACUAAACCUAAAAAGGGCUGUGUGUUGCAGUGAGGUCGGUCAAGCGGUAGGAUGGCAAACAGUAAGCAAGGAACAUCAUCCUAAUAAACUCAGUCACCGUCCAAACUUUGUGGCAAAUAACACCAUUUGUUGGUCUAACUGGGAUCUGGAUUCCAUUUGUCUGUGUUGUCCAGCUUUUAACACUUCUCUUUCAAUGAUGCGGUCAUUGAUAAGUCCCAACAAGUGCUUCAAAAAAAUAUUGGAGUUGUUUAAUUUACUCAAAAGAAAAAACAAUGUAUAUAUCUAGAAUUGCAGUCAUUUUUUUCUCAUUCCAGUCCGUCUUGUGAAUGAAUUUGUCAUGGCAGCCUUCACUCUUGUGUCAUCCAUAUUUUCCCGUCCAUUCCUUAAUUCUGCUCCUGGGGUUGUUUUUAAUCUACUAAUGAGUCUCAUGUGCUUCCUGUAAACUGCUCUCUCUAUUAUUUAAAUAGUUCAUCUGCAUUACAGUUAAUUACCUAAAUAAAUACAUUUCUCGAGCAAUUCUCAUGAUCAAUCAUGAGAAUUGCUUUUAAAUGUAAAAGUGUACUUAUUUACUCUUAUUUCCCUCCUUUACUAGAUUCCAAAAAAAGGAGAUCAAGAGGAAAAAGAAAAAGUUGAUGUCACCGCAGAUGUGAACUGGCAAGACUCCAGUAUACUGAGAAUUUUAUUUUUGUGAGAUUACAGAAGAUUGUUUCUUAGACCAAGACCUUAUCAACUCAACCCAAACUGUGAUUUGCACAGCCUUUUGGAACUAAACAUGUCCCUUUAUGUAAAUUGUAUUUGACUGUAACCUCUUCGAAAAAUUGGACAAUGCUUUAUAUGUUUAGUUUUUGUAAUGUAAAAGUGGAUGUGUGUGCGUUUAACAUUUUGAGAUGGUAAUAUAAAGAAAAAAUGCAGGAAAUAUUUAAACGUGUAUCGUAUAAAUCACUCUUAAGGAUACUGUAUUGUAACUUUUAACGCUUAAUCUGCUUUAAUAAAAGUACAUUGCCAA
This is a messenger RNA of Hippocampus comes (tiger tail seahorse), 5214 nucleotides long. Its product is annotated as inverted formin 2. Gene Ontology annotation, molecular function: small GTPase binding; actin binding. The coding region runs from base 269 to 4057 and encodes 1262 amino acids. NCBI's taxonomy places the organism in Eukaryota, Metazoa, Chordata, Actinopteri, Syngnathiformes, Syngnathidae. Gene Ontology annotation, biological process: actin cytoskeleton organization. The transcript has 21 exons. The record is from RefSeq and is a predicted model, not a curated record.